Messenger RNA from Paramuricea clavata, 528 nucleotides. NCBI's taxonomy places the organism in Eukaryota, Metazoa, Cnidaria, Anthozoa, Malacalcyonacea, Plexauridae. The record is from the annotation of a GenBank genome assembly.
AUGCCAUUUUCAUUUUCGGAUAUACUGAUUAAUUCUGGAUUAGUGGCACCUGGUUCAAUUGACGGUGUUAUGUCUGGAAAGAAGUACAAUAGAUCAGUGAGAGCUUGGAAAAUAAUGAUGGAAGCGAUGGAACGUUUGACGUUUCAGUCAUUCAUACAGAGCAAGCCAGGAGUUGUCAGGUCUUUUACUGAGUUUUUCGAAUCAAUGAUGAGCGCAUUCCCGAAAGAUCACUUCAUGGACUUUGUCGACAGCCAACAAAUGCAGGAUAUUUACAAUCAGUAUUCGGCAUAUGUCAUCGAGAGGUGUGAAAAUGAUCUUGUCUUUUCGUUUUGGUCAUCCUUCAUCGAGAUGGUCCAGUUGUUGCUGUUAUUUCUCCGUGGAACAAGAGCCAAUGAUUGGGACUUGCAUUUGUCAGCUAUACGAUCAAUGUUACCUUGGUUUUUCGCCUAUGAUCGUGUGCACUACCAACGAUACCUAUCUGCAUAUUGGCUUGAAAUGAAUCUUUUGGAUUUUACACACCCAGGUUAG